CAAAUAUAUAAGUUAUUUAAUAAAAAGAUAUGAAAAGCAGGUGCUACAAAAAAAAAAUCAAAACUAUGUCCUUUUUUAUGAAUGCUUCAAAGAAUAUAUAUACUCCUAAAAACGAUAUUCCUCAAUCAGCGAUCGAUUCUAAUGACCAUUCCAUCGAUCUAACGUCUGAAAAUGAUGAAGAGACAAAAACUAAUGUCAGCAGCGAAAGAAGCUACCCAAAGCCUGCGCAACAAAAGACAAAGGAAAAUAUUAUAUCUUUAACUCAAAAAGCAUCAGUCCUAGUGCAGGCAAAUAAUUCAACAAUGUCUAGCGAAAUCCAAAAGGAGCUUGCCAAAACUAGGCAAGAAAUUGAAAAUGAAACAAGAACCCUCAAGCGCAAGCAAAAAACAGAGGCUCAACAUAAAAUGGCAGAAUAA
Messenger RNA from Drosophila obscura, 416 nucleotides. RefSeq lists its product as uncharacterized. The transcript has 3 exons. Lineage: Eukaryota; Metazoa; Arthropoda; Insecta; Diptera; Drosophilidae. The record is from RefSeq and is a predicted model, not a curated record. Bases 30 to 416 code for a protein of 128 amino acids.